Alnus glutinosa is the source of this 1593-nucleotide messenger RNA. Its product is annotated as lysine histidine transporter-like 6. The record is from RefSeq and is a predicted model, not a curated record. NCBI's taxonomy places the organism in Eukaryota, Viridiplantae, Streptophyta, Magnoliopsida, Fagales, Betulaceae. The transcript is spliced from 8 exons. Bases 122 to 1432 code for a protein of 436 amino acids. Gene Ontology annotation, cellular component: plasma membrane.
AAUUCCCAGUUUUCACUUUAUUCCAUCAUACACUUUGAGGCACCAACCACUACAUAUACAUGAAGAUCAUCACGGAACUCCCAUACUGAAAGGGUCUGAGAGUCCUUUUUUGGUUGCAGAAAUGGUUUCGGCUUCUUCUCCAAAGGAAGUUGCUAAUUCAGACAACAAAUGGAUAGAGGAGGACACCUCUCGCCGAGCCAAAUGGUGGUACUCAACCUUUCACACUGUCACGGCCAUGAUUGGUGCAGGAGUGCUCAGCCUGCCUUAUGCCAUGGCCUACUUAGGAUGGGGUCCAGGGACAAUGAUUUUGGUGUUAUCAUGGUGCAUGACCUUGAACACAAUGUGGCAGAUGAUACAACUCCAUGAAUGUGUUCCGGGAACUCGCUUUGACCGAUACAUUGACCUCGGCCGACACGCCUUUGGCCCAAAACUGGGGCCGUGGAUUGUGCUUCCGCAGCAACUUAUCGUCCAGGUCGGCUGUGACAUAGUGUAUAUGGUCACGGGAGGAAAGUGCCUAAAGAAGUUUAUGGAGAUUUCAUGCACCAAUUGCACGCAGCUCAAGCAAUCCUACUGGAUCUUGAUCUUUGGGGCCAUUCAUUUCUUCCUGUCUCAGCUUCCCAAUUUCAAUUCUGUUGCCGGCGUUUCACUAGCAGCAGCAGUCAUGUCACUAAGUUAUUCAACUAUAGCCUGGGUGGGUUGCUUGAGCAGAGGGCAGAUAAGCAAUGUGAGCUACGCAUACAAAAAAACAGGCUCAGCCGAUUCAAUGUUUCGUGUGUUCAAUGCACUGGGUCAAAUCUCGUUUGCAUUUGCUGGCCAUGCAGUGGCACUCGAAAUUCAGGCCACCAUUCCAUCAACUCCUGAGAGGCCUUCAAAAGUACCCAUGUGGAAAGGUGCAGUUGGAGCCUAUUUUAUCAAUGCAAUUUGCUAUUUCCCGGUGGCCCUUAUUGGAUACUGGGCAUUCGGCCAAGAUGUUGAUGACAAUGUCCUGAUGAAUCUCCAGAAACCUGCAUGGCUCAUUGCCUCUGCUAACCUUAUGGUGGUCAUCCAUGUCAUAGGCAGCUACCAGGUGUAUGCUAUGCCUGUAUUUGCUUUGCUGGAGGGGAUGAUGGUGAAAAAGGUGAAUUUCCCACCAGGAAUUUUACUCAGACUCAUCACUCGAUCUGCUUAUGUAGCAUUUACAUUAUUCAUUGGAGUCACCUUCCCUUUCUUUGGGGAUCUUCUUGGUUUCUUUGGCGGAUUCGGUUUUGCUCCCACUUCAUAUUUUCUACCCAGUGUAAUGUGGCUAGUGAUCAAGAAACCAAAGAGAUUUAGCACCAAAUGGUUCAUCAAUUGGGCUUCCAUAUACGUUGGAGUUUUCAUCAUGUUGGCAUCCACAAUUGGCGGCUUCCGGAAUAUAAUUGCUGAUGCCUCCACAUAUAGCUUCUACACAUAAAUUGUGGUGAUUAUCAUGUUAUUGGGUUAUUGACUGGACUUAACUCAGUCUCAGUCUUCCGAUGACUUUCUCUAUGUACCUUUUUAAUAUUGAAUGUUUUAAAUUACCGAUUGUCUUAAAAAGUUUAAAUUAAAUAGGAAGAUGUGUAUUUAAUUGUUUAA